UUUCAGUUGUGAUUGGCAUACUUUGGUGUGACAAAGUUGUUUCCUCAAUGAGAAAGGCUUCUAAUCUGCAGCGCGCACUUGUGCGCUUCGGGGUACCCUUGUUGCUUCUUGUUAUAUUUUAUUAUGCUAUAUUUGCUGUGACAAAAACUGAUGUUUCAGGGGAUGAAGUGAACACAUAUGGGAAGGUUUUCAAUGAAGAGUUUGCAAAGACAAUGCUAGAAGUUGAUAAGUUUGUAGAAGAAAAAUUGGAAGCAGUUUUCCAUCCCAAACCAACAACAUUCAAGAACCGUUUUUUGAAGGAUCCGAUUCCAAUAAUUCGUAAGGAGCGUAUUAAACCAUUUUUUAUCAUCUCCCCUCCACGGAGUGUCUUUUAUGGGCCUAGGGAUUGCAUAACUUCUAACGAGCUCUGGCCCAAAAACCGGCCCGGCCCAUCAUCUCGACAAGACUCUUCCUCCAGUUCCUAAAGUUUCUCAUGCUUUAAUAAGUCAUCCUUUCUCUUUCUAGAUCUUUAAUGAGUUUUGGUUAUGUUGGUUUUUUUUUUUUUUUUGAUAGGUUGGUUAUGUUGGUUUUUGUUGUGUACUUUGGUUAAGUUUCCUAUUUGAGUAAGUUUUCAUGAGAACCGUCUAUAUUUUCUU
Molecule: messenger RNA, 635 nt
Organism: Gastrolobium bilobum
Lineage: Eukaryota; Viridiplantae; Streptophyta; Magnoliopsida; Fabales; Fabaceae
Exons: 2
Coding region: 48-464 (138 amino acids)
Source: RefSeq, a predicted model, not a curated record